Messenger RNA from Ipomoea nil (Japanese morning glory), 1263 nucleotides. RefSeq lists its product as uncharacterized. The record is from RefSeq and is a predicted model, not a curated record. Bases 1 to 1263 code for a protein of 420 amino acids. The transcript has 2 exons. Gene Ontology annotation, molecular function: glycosyltransferase activity. Lineage: Eukaryota; Viridiplantae; Streptophyta; Magnoliopsida; Solanales; Convolvulaceae.
AUGGGACCCGUGGACCUGGAUUUGGUAGCCCGAAAACUCCGGGAUUCCGUUUCGUUCUUGCCGUUGAAGGACUUGCGGUAUUCCUCGGCGCCGCUGGAAGGGCACACGUGGUUCAUGAGCGCCAUGGACGAUACGCAUGAUGAAGGAGGAGUUCAGUUCCAGAGGUUCCCGUCGGCGGCGUCGAAAGGCAGGGUUUUGUGCCUGAAAGGCCGCGACAACCACGACGGCGCGUGGAACUAUUACGCGCUGGCAUGGCGUGAAGCGCUCCCGGAAAACGCCACCUUCCUGAAAGGCCUCACCUUCGUCUCCUACAACCACUACGACUACGACAACAUCUGGCACGGCCUCUCCGCCGCCGUGCCGUUCGUCUCCUGGCACAUCGGAAACGGCUGCGCCGCCGCCCCGGCGAGGUGGGUCCUGUACCACUGGGGCGAGCUCAGAACAGAAAUGUCGACUUGGUUGACGACUCUAAUGGAGGCCACGUUCGGCGGCGGCGCGCCGUUGAACAUCGAAAGGUUCUUGGACGGCGACGGGUAUGGCGACGACAGCGUGGCGUGUUUUGAGGACGCUGUCGUGACGCGGCAUAACGAAGGGGGAAUGUCGCGGGACAGGAGGAUUGAAACGUAUGAUCUGCUGAGGUGUAAGGCUAGGAGGUACUGCAACGUUAGCUUGGAUGGGAGGCAGUCGGAGGUCACCGGCGGCGGGUUGCCGGUCAUCGGAAUGACUAUGUUCAUGAGGACCGGUGCCCGGUCUUUCAAGAAUGAGACGGCUGUGAUUCGGAUCUUUGAGAAGGAAUGUCGGAAGGUGGAGGGUUGCAGAUUCAUGGUUGCUUAUUCCAGCAAUCUCACUUUUUGUGAACAGGUGAAGGUGAUGAGCUCAACAGACAUUUUGAUCUCUCCCCACGGAGCACAACUCACGAAUAUGUUCUUCAUGGACAAGAAUAGCAGCGUCAUGGAAUUCUUCCCCAAAGGCUGGUUAAAGCUCGCCGGCGUGGGCCAGUUUGUGUACCACUGGAUUGCGAGCUGGUCGGCGAUGAAGCACGAGGGCGCGUGGCGCGACCCCGACGGCGAUCCCUGCCCCUACCCGGACGACGACCGCCGUUGCAUGUCCAUCUAUAAAGGCGGCAAGAUUGGACACAACGAAACCCAUUUUUCCGAUUGGGCGAAACGUGUUCUUGAAGAGGUAAGAAUGAGGAAAACGGAAGAAACUUCAAAGAAGAAUUUUCCGGCGACUGAGUUUUCUAAUGGAUGUUCAUGUGGUUGA